This is a messenger RNA of Lepus europaeus (European hare), 769 nucleotides long. RefSeq names its product ribosomal protein S5 (gene RPS5). The transcript is spliced from 6 exons. Gene Ontology annotation, cellular component: ribosome; cytosolic small ribosomal subunit. Gene Ontology annotation, molecular function: mRNA binding; structural constituent of ribosome; rRNA binding. The record is from RefSeq and is a predicted model, not a curated record. NCBI's taxonomy places the organism in Eukaryota, Metazoa, Chordata, Mammalia, Lagomorpha, Leporidae. Bases 106 to 720 code for a protein of 204 amino acids. Gene Ontology annotation, biological process: translation; ribosomal small subunit assembly.
UCCACUUAAAAGCGUCGGCCCGCUACGCGCGGCCUCUUCCUGCCUGUGCCAGGGCGGCGCGUGGUGCACCGCGAGGGAGUGAGGCGCCCGGGACGCACCCUCAGGAUGACCGAGUGGGAGACCGCAGCACCUGCGGUGGCAGAAACCCCGGACAUCAAGCUGUUUGGGAAGUGGAGCACUGACGACGUGCAGAUCAAUGACAUUUCCCUGCAGGACUACAUUGCGGUGAAGGAGAAGUAUGCCAAGUACCUGCCCCACAGCGCGGGGCGGUAUGCUGCCAAGCGCUUCCGCAAAGCACAGUGCCCCAUCGUGGAGCGCCUCACCAACUCCAUGAUGAUGCACGGCCGCAACAAUGGCAAGAAGCUCAUGACCGUGCGCAUUGUCAAACAUGCCUUUGAGAUCAUCCACCUGCUUACUGGUGAGAACCCUCUGCAGGUCCUGGUGAACGCCAUCAUCAAUAGCGGCCCCCGAGAGGACUCAACACGCAUUGGGCGAGCUGGGACAGUGCGACGACAGGCUGUCGAUGUGUCCCCUCUGCGCCGUGUGAAUCAGGCCAUUUGGCUGCUGUGCACAGGCGCUCGUGAGGCUGCCUUCCGGAACAUCAAGACCAUCGCUGAGUGCCUGGCAGAUGAGCUCAUCAAUGCUGCCAAGGGUUCUUCCAACUCCUAUGCCAUCAAGAAGAAGGACGAGCUGGAGCGUGUGGCCAAGUCCAACCGCUGAGUUCCCAGCUGCUGCCCAAUAAACUUUUCUGCCUUUGGAGCAGUUCCAC